Messenger RNA from Alosa sapidissima (American shad), 2052 nucleotides. RefSeq lists its product as uncharacterized. The transcript is spliced from 6 exons. Gene Ontology annotation, biological process: platelet activation; blood coagulation; protein polymerization. The record is from RefSeq and is a predicted model, not a curated record. NCBI's taxonomy places the organism in Eukaryota, Metazoa, Chordata, Actinopteri, Clupeiformes, Clupeidae. Bases 112 to 1728 code for a protein of 538 amino acids. Gene Ontology annotation, molecular function: signaling receptor binding. Gene Ontology annotation, cellular component: fibrinogen complex.
ACAAAAGGUAAACAAUGACUCAGUCAGGAUUAGUCACUCAUAGGAUAUGAAAUAGAGCUACGGGCAGACACAGAAGAUCAGAAUCUGACGCAUAGAAACAGAGAAGGAAAAAUGAAGCUCCAACAAGUCCUCUGCUUGUGCAUGCUACUGGUGGCAGCUUGGGCUACUGAUUUUGAAGACAUUGGAGGAGGUGUUCGUGGAAAUCGCCCAGUUGAGCAUGGCUACAAAGCGUCUGACACAUGUAAAACAGAGAAGGACUGGCCAAUGUGCACGGAUGGUGACUGGGGCCCCAAAUGUCCAUCUGGGUGCCGGAUCCAAGGCCUCCUGGACAAAACUGAUCACAAUCUUCUGACCAGGAUCGACAAGAUUCGCCAACUCCUUGACCAGUAUCGUCAGAAGUACCGCUCCACCGACCAGUCAUCCAAGCAGACAUAUGACUACCUUCGUGAUCGUCUCACCACCAGCUCAGGCGAUGACAACAAGUACAUGUCACUGGCGGAGUCCUUGAGGAAGAGGAUUGUGGAGGUCAAGAUUAAGAUCGAACGCCAGCUGAGCAUUCUGGAGGCCCUCAAGAGACGGGUCAGGGAACAGGUCAUAGAGAUGCAGAGGCUGGAGGUGGACAUCGACAUGAAGCUGCGCAGCUGCAAGGGCUCAUGUGCUGAGUACGCCAAGUUCACUGCGGACCGGGAGAGCUACGUGGCUAUUGACAAGCAGCUGGACCAGCUGGAGUCCAUCCGGGUCAACAGUGUGGAGUCAGUGGGCUCCCUGCGGGUGAUGAAGAGUCGUGUACUGAAGGAGGUGACCGUGCCGUCCAUCUACAAGUCUGGGCUGGGCAGCGAGGCGGAGGAGCAGAAGCAGUACUUUGCGGAUGUCGGCCAGGCUGAGCUCAUACUGCAGGGCGAUGGGGGCACCACCCACAGAGGGAGCACGUCACCACUUACGGCCUCUUCAUCAUCACACCCCCACUCAUCAUCUUCAUCAUCCCCCCACUCAUCAUCAUCAUCAUUUCCUCACUCAUCAUCAUCAUCAUCAUCAUCAUCCCCCCACUCAUCAUCAUCAUCAUUUCCUCACUCAUCAUCAUCAUCAUCAUCAUCAUCAUCUUCCUCCCACUUCUCGUCUUCAUCAUCAUCAUCAUCAUUCCCCCACUCAUCAUCAUCAUCAUCAUCAUCAUUUCCCCACUCAUCAUCAUCAUCAUCUUCAUCAUUCCCCCUCUCCUCUUCAUCAUCUUCCUCCCACUUUUCUUCUUCAGGAUUCCCUGACUCCUCUUCUUCAUCAUCAUCCCCCCACUCAUCAUCAUCAUCAUCCCCCGACUCCUCUGCAUCAUCUUCCUCCCACACGUCCACGUCCACCCACACUAUGAAAUGCACCCGCACCGUUCGCAAAGUCACCCAUCACACUAAAGACGGGCCCGUGGAGAGGGUGGAGGAGGUGUUAUCCGGGAAAGGUUGCGAUGCCAUUGGAGGAGGUGACCACUCCAUGACCUCCUUCACCCAGGGAGGUGCUGAUGCUUUCUUUGGUGGCGAAAUCUUCAAGCGGUUUGGUAGUGGGUUUGACGACAUGUCUUCCCCGUUUGCCAGCGCAGGUUCCACCAAAACCAUGGAAUCCAAGACCAUGAGCUCUACCAAGAGCCUGCUGAGCGGCACCAAAACGGGUUCGGCCUCCGGCCGUGGUGACGCAGUGGAUGACUUGCCUGACAUAUUCGCCCGCAGCAAGAGAUCGGGAGUUUGAGAAAAUCUCCACAGUCAUAGAGGAACAUGCUGGUUGCAGCAAUACAGUACCGGUACUAAAGUGAACAAAUAUCAUCUAAACAGACUUUUUUAUUUUGGACAAAAUUUACAUUGGCAAAUAACAAUAUUGAUGUCAAGACAAUGUUAACACAAUCUGUCAUUGGGCCGGUGAAUAACAACAGGUAGAGCAAAUAGCAUUGAUUAUGAUUAUGGUUUUAUGAAAAGACAUUGUUUUUGCUUCUUUGACUGUUUUGAGUGUUUUACUGCAAUUGGACACCAUUUAAAAGUGUGCAUUUGAUCAAUAAAGAUGAUGUUGUUCACUAUA